This is a messenger RNA of Suillus bovinus, 1038 nucleotides long. Its product is annotated as ribosomal protein S8e/ribosomal biogenesis NSA2. The record is from RefSeq and is a predicted model, not a curated record. Bases 29 to 811 code for a protein of 260 amino acids. Gene Ontology annotation, biological process: maturation of 5.8S rRNA; maturation of LSU-rRNA. Gene Ontology annotation, cellular component: preribosome, large subunit precursor; nucleolus. The transcript has 6 exons. NCBI's taxonomy places the organism in Eukaryota, Fungi, Basidiomycota, Agaricomycetes, Boletales, Suillaceae.
CCCCAAGUUCCUUUCGUCUAUCACCGUCAUGCCGCAGAACGAGUAUAUCGAGGAACAUAUUAAACGACAUGGUAGACGAUUAGAUUACUACGAACGCAAACGUAAAAAGGAAGCUCGUGCUGCUCAUAAAUCAUCAGCGGUAGCCCAGAAAGCUUUCGGUCUCAAGGCUAAGAUUCUGCAUGCGAAACGUCAUGCAGAAAAAGUUCAACUCAAAAAGACCCUCAAAGCUCACGAUGAGCGCAAUGUCAAGCAGGCCGACACAUCUGCCGUUCCAGACGGUGCAUUACCUACGUAUUUGCUCGACCGUGAAGGUCAGAAGGAUGCCAAAGCCCUAUCAUCUGCAAUCAAGCAGAAAAGAAAAGACAAGGCCGCUAAAUUUGCGGUUCCACUACCCAAAGUACGGGGGAUUGCAGAGGAUGAAAUGUUCAAGGUGAUGAAGACAGGGAAGAGCAAAAGCAAGUCAUGGAAGCGGAUGGUUACAAAAGCGACAUUCGUUGGGGAAGGAUUCACUAGAAAACCUGUCAAGAUGGAGAGAUUUGUUAGGCCCAUGGCACUUCGAUAUAAGAAAGCCAAUGUUACUCAUCCGGACUUGAAGGCCACUUUCCAGCUUCAAAUUCUUGGGGUCAAGAAGAAUCCACAGUCGCCUAUGUAUACUCAACUUGGAGUUUUGACGAAAGGCACUGUCAUCGAGGUCAACGUUUCAGAACUUGGAAUGGUUACGACAGGUGGCAAGGUAGUAUUUGGAAAAUAUGCUCAGAUUACCAAUAAUCCUGAGAACGACGGUUGCAUAAAUGCUGUUCUUCUGGUAUGACCGUGGACAAUUGCAAUAUGUUGUGUUAUAUCGAGAUGCCUCCUCAAUGUUUCAAAAGUAGUGUUCAAUUCAUUAUUACAUGUAUCGCGAGAGAUGCAUACGUUCUCUGGUCACAUGAAAUUAAAACGCAAUAUUGUACAGAGACGGUAGACUCGUGACCAGUCUGGACUACGUCUUUCCAGACCGGUUGCGAGUCUACUGAGACGGUAUAUUUUUGUGGUUAUGCG